CAGCGCACGAAGCAAGCGCAAAAUUAUAUAGGCGCGCCGCGGCUCGCAUCGAAGAGUCCGUGCCGUGACGUCAUCUGCCAGGCGGCGCCACGCCAACUUCUCCGGGCUAAUAGAGAAGGCGCAAAACUUACCGGACGAGGGAAACGCACGGCGCCACACUCCGCGUCGCCGCAGCGAACACGCGCACCGACCUACCGGUAACGUGACGCACCGCGGCGGCUGCCCGCACAUUUUUGCAGCAUCCGGCAAGCCGUGCGCAGCAAGUUCUGCCGCACAGGCUGCGACAUGAUCGCCCUUGUCGCACCGUCGCCAACGCCUGCUCCGCUUAUACUCGUGCCGCAGCAGCAGCAAGCAACAACGUUCAUCAGCAGCGAUAGGUGACGAAGCUCUACGCCAGCCGGCACAGGGACAAUGCGUUUCCCGUGGAGGAGUUCGUAGAGGCCGUGCAGCAGCACCGCUUCCUUUACGACCGUAACGAGCCGGACUUCAAGAACGUCGCCAUGAAAGAGGCCAUGUGGGAAGCCAUCGGUCAGCAGUUCGGAGUGUCCGGCAACAAGGCAAUGAGCAAGUGGCGCAACAUGCGUGACAAGUACUUCAAAAUACGCAAGCAGGAGCUGCUGAAUCGGCGCCUCCGCACUCCACGCUUCCAAAGGCCAGUCAAGAUGUGGCCUUUCUACUACAUGAUGCGCCAGGUGUUCGAAAGGAAGCAGGACCCACCAGAAGAUUCGCAAUCGGACGCAGCUGGAGGCCAUGAAGACAUGGCGGCCGAGCUGGAUUUUGAUUCUGCCUGGGUCACAGAUAGCAACAUUCAAGACCCCGACUUGGCUUCUUUUGCAGCCUUGCACACGGAUAACAGAAUGGCGAUGUCUGUGAAGCAGGAGCCAAUGGAUGAAAUUGGUGCUUCUGAAGACCACGCUAGAGCCAGCCCGCCCUCUGGUGGCGAAGACGAUCCAGAGGUGGACACUGAUCGUGAAGACUUCGAGACGCUGGCAUCACUGCAGAGCAGCAUAACCAUGGCCAGGGCACUUUUUCACAAGCGGUGCAAAGACUUCAAGGAUGCUGUACAGUCUUUUGAGCAACAUCCAGCAGAUCAUCUGCGCGAAGUCGGUGAUACCUCUCAACAUGAUGCACACACACAGACGGUAUCAUCACCACCUGCGACAGCUGAAGAUGGGCUCGAACACUUUGGCCUCUUUGUCGCCCAGAGACUGCGCAUGGUGGAUGCAACAGUGCAAGCACGUCUCAUGUCAUCCAUUUUAAAUCUAGUUGUUCAAGUGCCAUGUAACCUUUCAGAAUGAUUUCGAAGCAAAGCUCCAAAUGUUGCUUUUCCAAAUGCCCCUAAACAAAGUGUGCAUGGACGGAGUGUUUGUGACAUGUAGCGUUCCUGUAAUUAAAAAAAAAUCUGGCACAUUCCACGCAUAAUGGGAAUAGAUUUCAUAUGAAGCUCCGGGAGGGGUAAAAUAUGUCAUAUUUCUUGCUUUGAGCCAAGAAUAAUAAGCUGGAGCGAUGCAAAUUUAGUAGUUGCAUGCAUAUCGAGUCACUGUCAGAUACGUCGAAUACAGUGGUGUGUAUCGCUCAUGGUCU
This is a messenger RNA of Rhipicephalus microplus (southern cattle tick), 1584 nucleotides long. RefSeq lists its product as uncharacterized. The record is from RefSeq and is a predicted model, not a curated record. Gene Ontology annotation, cellular component: nucleus; transcription regulator complex. NCBI's taxonomy places the organism in Eukaryota, Metazoa, Arthropoda, Arachnida, Ixodida, Ixodidae. Gene Ontology annotation, biological process: regulation of transcription by RNA polymerase II.